UUUGGACAGCCAACAGCCACCCAACACCGACGUGUACGGCGACGACGAUUAGCCGGUGCAGUCGUGCGGUGUGGAGGCAGUUGAAUCAUCAUGCACAGGAUAAAAAGCGAGUUGAGGAAUCCAUUUAGCUUAACGUCAGAACUUCUAUUAAAGUUUUCAAGACUAAUGGUUAUGAUGACCUGUAAUAGUCAUCUUCCUUGAAGCAUUAAACUUGUGCAUUGGUAACAUGUAUGUUUACACAGCCUAUAUGAAAUUGGGAAGUAUUGCAUACAUGCUAUUUUGGUGCAUGAGAAUGGAGAAAAUGUAAGAGAAAGCUGCAGCACAGCUAGUUAUGGAUUGCUUCGGCGAGAGAAAUUUUGUAGACUUGCUUGGGUAGGUAUCGAUAGACAAUUGUUAUCUUAAGCAACGUAUGAAAGGAAAAGGAGUUCAUGAUGGGCUCAUUGGGGAUGAGCAUUGAUGGAUUAAUAACAUCAUGUGAAAGAAGAGAGGAAUUCAUGAUGAAGCAGCUAAAGCGGACAAUUCAUCCCUUCAAAUAAAAAUCCCAGAUGUGAUGUACAAGUGAACCAGGGGAACACUCGUUAUCUGCAACCCCUUACUAUUGGCCCAAUCUACAGCUAUGGCAGCGGCAGCCGCAGUGUUGACGGCGCUUUUUAGGCCUUCUACUGCUCAAUUCCUCUACUCUAAGCAUCGUCUCUGUCCCCGUUUUUCUCGACUUUGCUGUUCCUCGUUGGCCUCAUCACAGUUUGCCAUCCCCAACGUCGUCGACAUCCUCCGUGAGCGCGGUCUUGUGGAUUCGAUAACUAGCCACAAUCUCAAAUCGGCUUGCUCUAUUCCCAACAAUACACCUCUUAAAGUUUGCUGCACCUUUGAUGCGACUGCGGGAAGCUUGCAUCUAGAAAACCUAAUCGGGCUAAUCGUUCUCGCAUGGUUCCGACGAUGCGGCCACCAGACCGUUGCGCUUCUUUGUGACCCCAUUGGCCGGAUCGGUGACCCCUCGGGGAAAAGCCUAGAGAGGCCGGAAUUGGGCGUCGAGACCCUAGAGAUAAAAAGCGCUGAAAUUAGGGAUUUGGUCUAUAGAAUUCUUCAUAGAGCUAACAAGGAGAUUGAGUUGAAAAUGGGUUGUUCAAAAGAUGAAAUUUUGAACUCAGAUUCUGAAGAUUCGGGCAAUUUAUUGGUUCUGAAUGAUGACUGGUGGAAGGAAAUUACGUUUCUGGAUUUUGUUCUUGAAGUGGGGAGAUAUGCUAGGGUUGGAACAAUGAUGGCAAAGGAGAGUCUGAAGAAGUUGCUGAUGUCUGAGGAUGGUUUAAGUUAUACUGAGUUUACCUAUCAACUACUUCAAGCUUAUGAUUUUUUUUAUAUGUUUAAGAAUAUGGGUGUAAAUGUUCAGAUAGGUGGGAGGGAUCAGUGGGAAAAUAUUGUUGCCGGAACUGAGCUCAUCCGGAAGAUUUUGCGGGUGGAAGGCGCCCAUGGAUUGGCUUUCCCUUUAUUGCUGAAGAGUGAUGGGUCUAAAUUUGGGAAAUCUGAAGAUGGUGUCAUUUGGUUGUCGCCUGCUAUGUUGUCACCUUAUAAAUUUUAUCAAUACUUCUUUUCGGUACCCGAUGUGGAUGUUGUGAGGUUUCUGAAGAUUCUAACCUUCUUGAACUUGGAGGAGAUUCAUGAGUUGGAGGAUGCCAUGAAGAGGCCUGGCUAUGUUCCGAAUUCGGCCCAGAGGAGACUUGCAGAAGAAGUAACACGCUUUGUUCAUGGCAAAGAAGGACUUGUCGAAGCAGUGAAUGCAACAAAGGCUUUAAUGUCAGGGGCAGAGACGGAGUUAGACCCAAAUACCAUUGAAGGAAUAGUGAAGGAUGUUCCUUCAUGCUCCUUACCAUAUGAUCGGGUGUUGAACUCAUUGCUAGUUGAGAUAUCUGUCAUUUCUGGUUUUCUUGGCAGUAAGUCUGCCGCACGGCGAUUGCUGAAGCAAGGAGGGCUCUAUCUGAAUAACAAGAGAGUUGACCAUGAGGGUAAGAGAAUCGAGGAAUUUGAUAUUGUGAGUGGAAAAUUAAUGUUGUUGUCUGCAGGGAAAAAGAAAAAGAUGGUAAUAAAGAUAUCCUAAUUUUAUUCCGACUAAUUGUAGCCAACCCCAUAAACAACAGCAAAUCAGCUAUUUUUCAAAUGCACAAACCAAACAGCUAUUCAAAUUAUCUGGAUCCGCUGCUGAUCAACAGCUUAUCAGAAUAAACUACUUAAGUUGGAUAAGUUGCAGCUGUCUCAAUUAGGUAGGAGUUUUGAAAAGAUGGAGUUGAGGAUAAGAGGAGCUGGUGAGGAAGGUGAGAAAGAGAAGAAGGAUAUCUAUUUCAUUUUCUAGCUUGAAUGCGAUGACAGAAGGGUAUGGUUUCUUGCUUAAAUAGCUGCCGGGUACUUUAUUUGCCGAUCGUCCCUAAGAUUUGCUUGGCUUGUAUUAGUUGAACUUUUCUGAUUAUCAGGUGGAACAGUGGGAUUUUUAUUAAUUUAUCCUUCCAUGUUUUUCUUUUUGUUUUUUUCUUUAUAUUAAUAAAUGUCAAGGUUUUCUUCUAAUAAGAAGGAAAGCAGCUUGCUUUAGCUCCUUGGGAAAGACUUUACGAGUCUUUAUUGGUGGAAGUGUCUACGGGCCUUUUUGGAAGGAAAUCUUUAUAGUUAUGAGAGAUUGAUAGUUGAGAAUUAGUGCACAAUUUUAUUAUAGAUUCUGAAGUAAUUUUUUCUUCUAGUGGCCUCAUCAAGUUAUAAUUUAUUAUUACAUUGUUGUUGAUAUCAACUUUUUAUCAUUCUACUCAGACGCGUGACACAAGAUUUUAGUUCAUGUUCUUAAUUUCAUCCCCUUCUCUUUUCAUCAUCUUUAUUUUUGUCUCUUAUAUAUAUAUAUACACCGAGUGUAGGUGAGUUGGUGGCGGCUUUGCGUAAGUCCCCUCACGAUUUGGAUUCAAAUCCUUAACCAGACGGGAUUCAAAUUUGCACAUGAGAUUGGUUAAGGGUCCGCCCUUCGACCAAUCCUUAUAUAUAUAUAUUUGUGAGUUAUAUAGAAACAAAAGCUAAGAAAUGAAACUGAGAGAUUCGGCUCAAUUGUUUUAUAUAGUUCAAGAUCUAAUCAGACAAUCUGGCUAGAAAUCUAGAGAGAGAGAGAGAGAGAGCUGUACCCUUAAAUACACACAAAAAACCAAAAGAAGCAUGGAGUAUAACCCUGGUGGCUGGUGAUGGGAUGGGCUUAGAUAAAAGUAUUAGUAAAUUGAAAUUCCUUCAAACUUUUUAUUCAACGCAAUAACAGCAAAAUAAAUUGAGAGCACAAAAAUACUAUACAUAUUGAGAGCUUCUGGGAAAUACUAAUACAAUUAACUCCAGUAUUACCGAAGAUUGUAGUCUCCAAUUGGAUUGAAAACGGAGGCGCUGCACAUGCAAUUUAAUGAAGAGAUGGUCAAGCGAAUUACUGAGAUUAAAAUUGACAAAUCUCUGCAGAAUGAUCAUAUUACACUUGCUACUCCCUUCAACGGUAAAACCAUUACCGCCACUGCAUAUGAAGCCAGAUUCCCACCAAGUACCGAGAACUAUAUCUGGAUCGUCAAAUUCCAACUACACCCACGUGAAAAACUCUUUUGGUGGCGUCUAUUACAGGAUGCCAUCCCCACUCGUUCAUGGCUAGCUUGUCAUGGGCUAAGUGAUGACAUGUUAUGCCCAUGGGGCUGCUCGGUGGAAGAGAACAGAUCUCAUAUUUUAACUAACUGCUCUUGCUUUUGCAGGACCAAGGAUAACUUGACUAAAUGGGGAAUUCCUACCCCUUCUUUCAACAAUUUUGAUGAGGCCAUUAAUGGUCUCAAAACCAUCCAUAAGAGCAAAAUUGCUGCAGCCAGAUGCUUCUGCCAUCUUGUUCAUAAUUUUUGGAGGGCACACAACGCUAAGUGCCACAACCAAGCCCAUAGCACUCCUACUAUCAUUGCUACCACGAUUAUCGAGGCCCUCCUGCUGACUCAAUUUCACCCCUUUCAGGAGCGAUGGGUUGCUAGCCAGUUGGUUUAUCUUUCUUCCUGGCGUCAUCCCCCUCCUGGUUGGCUCAAGGUUAAUGUUGACGGUGCGCUUCUUCCCUCUGGUUCAGCUGGUAUUGGUAUCAUUGUUCGGGAUGAGUAGGGAGUUGGUAUUAUUGUUGCUGGGCACCAACUUGAGCAUUGGGAUAGGGCCCAAGUGGAGCUUCAAGCAAUCAAAUCUUUACAGCACAAUUUUAAGCUAGGGUGCUUGAGUCCAAGGGUAUCAUCAUUGAAGGUGACAACUCCAACAUCAUGAGGUUUUUGAGAACUACCAUGCAAAUGAAGGUUUGGAGUCAACGACCUCAGGAGGCGCCUGAUUUUACCUUUUUGCUGAAUUUUAGGCUGGUUCUUCAUUUUUGUGCCAAGUGUGCCCUUGGAGGUUUCUUUAUUUUGAUGUGUAUAGAUGAUGAUAGGGACCAUUCUACUAUACUUGAGCACACUUUUAUACAUCAUAGAUGCAUACCUGCACAGUUUUUGUACUUUCUUAAUUUAGUAAUGCAAAAUGCACAUCUUCAAGGAAAAUAAUCUGUUGAUCAAAACAAAAAGCAAAUCCCA
This is a messenger RNA of Phalaenopsis equestris, 4583 nucleotides long. RefSeq names its product tyrosine--tRNA ligase, chloroplastic/mitochondrial-like. Gene Ontology annotation, biological process: tyrosyl-tRNA aminoacylation. Lineage: Eukaryota; Viridiplantae; Streptophyta; Magnoliopsida; Asparagales; Orchidaceae. The transcript has 6 exons. The record is from RefSeq and is a predicted model, not a curated record. Gene Ontology annotation, cellular component: mitochondrion; chloroplast stroma; cytosol. Bases 617 to 2092 code for a protein of 491 amino acids. Gene Ontology annotation, molecular function: RNA binding; ATP binding; tyrosine-tRNA ligase activity.